CUUCUGUACUACUAACCACUACACAGCUAUAGGAAUCUUGCAAGUUUAAUGCUGUGAAAGCAACUGUUCACGUAUGUUCUCGCUUUGGACUGUGUCCAGCUCCAACCCGUGCUAGGCGACGCGAUUAUUCCGCUUGAUAUCGCAUAGUUGGAUUUGGUAGCAAUUGGUAUAGCACUUAACUGCUAUUAAGUUGGCAUCGUACCAAGUAUAUUUGCUGGAUUCGCAUUAUGCCGUGGCCAAUUGUUGCCCUAGCGUGCGGCACGGGAGUACUGCUUGGUAGGUAUAUGUAUCGAGCUGUGUCGAAAUCGAAAGUGCUAUAUGGAUUCGAACAUAAAAUGUCACUGUCAGAAGCCUGUGCAAUUUUGAACGUAUCAGCCACAGCCCCCAAGGACAGAAUCAGGGAACAUUACAAACAGCUAAUGAUGAGGAACCACCCAGACAACGGCGGCUCAACGUACCUUGCUUCCAAGGUUAACGAAGCGAAGGAUUAUUUGCUAAAAUAGUAAAUAAACAUAGAACCACUGGAUCGACGGCCAGGGACUUUGGCUCAAAAUUAGCAAGGUGGUACUCAUAAAAUACACUGAACU
Babesia bovis T2Bo is the source of this 587-nucleotide messenger RNA. RefSeq lists its product as uncharacterized. Gene Ontology annotation, biological process: protein import into mitochondrial matrix. Gene Ontology annotation, molecular function: ATPase activator activity. The coding region runs from base 228 to 503 and encodes 91 amino acids. Gene Ontology annotation, cellular component: PAM complex, Tim23 associated import motor. The transcript has a single exon. The record is from RefSeq and is a predicted model, not a curated record. Lineage: Eukaryota; Apicomplexa; Aconoidasida; Piroplasmida; Babesiidae.